This is a messenger RNA of Megalobrama amblycephala (Wuchang bream), 1787 nucleotides long. It is a transcript of the gene ctu2, whose product is annotated as cytosolic thiouridylase subunit 2 homolog (S. pombe). The transcript is spliced from 15 exons. Gene Ontology annotation, molecular function: sulfurtransferase activity; tRNA binding. Lineage: Eukaryota; Metazoa; Chordata; Actinopteri; Cypriniformes; Xenocyprididae. Gene Ontology annotation, biological process: tRNA wobble position uridine thiolation. Bases 199 to 1677 code for a protein of 492 amino acids. Gene Ontology annotation, cellular component: cytosol. The record is from RefSeq and is a predicted model, not a curated record.
AAACAACACGUAUGAAAAUAUAGGCGUGGCUUCUGUACGUCAUCAAAAGGGGUCAGGAAAAUUCUGCGCACACGUGAAAACAAGCUUGUGUUAUUUUGACGAUUCUCUUUAGUAAGUUUUGAGAGAAAUUGGUCAUUUUUAAGAGGCUGAAUAGCGUCGGGUGUUUAGUUUCAUUUAGUUUGUGAAUUUGAAGCCGUCAUGUGUCAAGUUGAGGAGGAUUAUAAUGGUCUGGAGUGUAAACAGGAGAAGAUACCUGUGCCGACGCUUAACAGGAAGUGUAUGAAAUGUAAGGAGGGAACGGCUGUGCUCAUCAUCCGUGUCAGUGAUGCAUUUUGCCGGUCCUGCUUCAAGGAGUACUUCAUACACAAAUUUCGAGCCAUGCUGGGAAAGAAUCGUGUCAUCUUUCCCCAGGAGAAGGUUCUUCUUGCUGUUUCUGGUGGCGCAGCCUCUUGCUCGAUGCUCGCACAAGUUCAAGAGGGGCUGAGUCGGGAUGCUCCCAAAAAGUUGAGAUUUAUGCCUGGAAUCAUAUACAUUGAUGACGGCGGCGCUUGUGGGCGGAGUCCAGAGGAGCGGCAGAGGUCUGUAGAUCAGCUGAAGAGCAUCUUCACAGAGACGGGCUUCCCUUACUUUAUAGUUCCUCUGGAGCAGGUUUUCAGUCUGCCCACCUCUGUUCUGGUGCCUGGCACGUCUGAUCCAGACCCGUCCAAUCCCAGCUAUAAACAAGCUGUGGAUCAGUAUAUCAAAGAGAAACAGAAGCUGACAGAAGAGGAAGCAGCCAGUGCAGUGGCUCAGCUCCGUAUAGAGGAGUCUGUAUGUUCACCUGAACACAAGCUGGCGUUAGAGAGGCUGUUCUCAUCUCUGAACACGCUGACAGCCAAAGAAGAUAUGCUACAGACCUUAAGGCAGCACCUGAUUCUGCACAUUGCCCGUGAGAACGGCUACUCGAAGGUCAUGAUGGGCGAUAGCUGCUCACGACUGGCUGUCAAACUGCUCAGUAAUAUCGCUCUGGGCCGCGGAGCAGCGCUGGCUUCAGACACGGGUUUCUCCGAUCCUCGGUACGGGGAUGUGGUGAUAGUGCGGCCCAUGAGGGACUAUUCAUCCAAAGAGAUCGCCGCCUACAGCAGGAUGUUUCAUGUGCCCUCAGUUUUUAUCUCGGGACUGGAUACCAAGACCCACGAUAAAGCCAGCAUCCAGCGGCUGACGGAGAGUUUCGUCACCAACCUGCAGGCUGACUUCCCCUCCACGGUUAGCACCAUCUACAGAACUAGUGAGAAGCUUCACACAGUCAUGCCCUCUCAAGGUCAAACCACUGAACCUGCCUCCAAGUGUCUGCUGUGUCUCUGUGCUCUCGACACUAACGUAGAUAAAGCUUCUGCCUUCCAUGCCACUUUGGUAUCCGAGCAGCUCUCUCAGGUCAAACUUCAGGACAUGUCCCGUGAUGCACGGUGCUGUGCGGAGGGUCAGGGCUGUGGGACCGGAGGCUGCUGCUCCUCAAAUAGGUCACCUGAACAUCAGGACUUGAAGACACUCUUGUGUUACAGCUGUAGACUCACUAUCAAGGACAUGGGAGCGGUGGACGCUCUUCCACCUUACAUCAUAACAGAGGCGGAGAAACGGCAGAAAAGAUCUCGGAUGAAGAUGGAAAUCAGCGAGUAUCUUUUGGAGGAUGAAGACUAGCAGACAUUUGUUUUGAAAGUGAUAUUUAAAGCCACAUCAUAAAAGUGUCCCACUGUAAUCAUUUCAUUGUCUGUCUCCAUUUGUAAAUGAAUAAAGUUACCAUUUUUAAA